AUGGACAAGUUCCUAUCCAAUAGAUUCCGAACUUUGGAAACUCUAGCUGGGCUAAAGGGUACAACAGCGGCGAAAGCUCCAAAGCACCAGCCCGCACGGCACCACCAGGAAGCUAACACUAAAAGGCUAGGAGCCUUUCAGGCAAGCGCCCAAGCCAAACGCAAUUCAACAAAGUCAAACAAGCAUACAAGCAAAAACGUGAAGUCUUGCUAUGCGAAUACAAACACAGGUUUGUUAUUAGGGACAGCACGCGUCAACAUUUAUCUCAAUGGUACGAACUAUUCCGCUAGAGCACUUAUUGAUUCUGGUUCAGAGUGUUCUUUCAUCCCUGAAAGACUAAAACACAGAAUUCGCCUGCCGUCAAAGCGUAUGCAUGCCCAAGUUUCGGGCAUCACUAAUACAACUACGGCGCAGGUUAAAGAAGCGUGCAACAUCGAAUUGCGGUCUUCGGUUGACCGAUUGUUCCGCUUAAAUACCUCAGUGCUCAUGCUAGCAAAACUGACUGGAAAUCUUCCUACUUGCCACAUUAGUGCAGUGACUAAGCAAGCAUUUCCAGAUCUGAUUCUAGCGGAUAAAAGAUUUUUCGUCAAUGAACCCGUAGACCUUGUUCUGGGUGGCGACGUAUAUCCACAAAUUAUUCUGUGCGGGCUUAAGAAGAACAUAUUAAACACACUUCUAGCCCAAGAAACAGUAUUUGGCUGGAUAAUAACGGGGCGAACUGAUACCACGAAUCCAGGAACGAAUAUCGUCUCAUACUACAGCGAAGUUAGUCUGGACAAGCAACUGAGUGCCUUUUUGGAGCUUGAAGAGAUUCCAAAGAACAAGAGCCUUGUUGAAGACGACAAGUACUGCGAGGAGCUGUAUCAGAAGACAACCAUACGAAAUAAUGAAGGAAAAUACAUCGUGUCACUACCAUUUAGGAAAGAUAUUCCAGGAAAUAUUUCCCUAGGCCCAUCCCUUAAAAGAGCAUGUUCUCAAUUUUACCGGAAUGAGACACGGCUGGCCAAGGAUCCCUACCUGCAAAAGGAAUUCAAUAGGGUUCUAGCGGAAUAUGAAACGCUUGGGCAUAUGUCGAAAAUAACAAAUCCCAUACCCGCAGACUCGUCUGAUAAUUAUUUUCUGCCGCACCACGCUGUUAUAAAGGCAGAAAGUACUUCAACGAAAGUACGCGUGGUGUUCAAUGCCUCAAGCCCAACGGCGAAUGGCAACAGCCUAAAUGAC
Molecule: messenger RNA, 1221 nt
Organism: Rhagoletis pomonella (apple maggot)
Lineage: Eukaryota; Metazoa; Arthropoda; Insecta; Diptera; Tephritidae
Exons: 2
Source: RefSeq, a predicted model, not a curated record